This is a messenger RNA of Octopus bimaculoides (California two-spot octopus), 3120 nucleotides long. RefSeq names its product methionine-R-sulfoxide reductase B1-A-like. The record is from RefSeq and is a predicted model, not a curated record. NCBI's taxonomy places the organism in Eukaryota, Metazoa, Mollusca, Cephalopoda, Octopoda, Octopodidae.
UGUUGUCUCAUCUUCCUUUUUUUAUUUCAACGUGAUUAACGUAGGUUGAUGUUUGCCACUUAUCCGCGCAGCAAUCAUCGUUAUCCUUGGUCCGUUAAAAUACUAGUGACUUCCUUGUUUAUUUAUCAGCAUUAAAACCGGUUAACACAAACAGUUUAUUCCGGUUGAAUGGUGAUGUGUUGAAAGGGCACAAAAACAAAUUGUCAAUUUAAACUUUCCUUCCAAGUAAUUUUCACCUUAUUCACCAACGAAACCAACUUCGAGAGACAGUUAGUGUGUUAUACAAGUUCGUAUACUCUAAAUUGUCUUUGAUUCUACAUAUGUACGCUUUGGAUAGAAUAAUCUGCUAACGUGUAUAUUAUAUUAAUGUGUGAAUAUAUAUCCGAAAAAUCCUUAGCCUUAUUUCAGAAUGUCUUUCUCCUGUUGGUUUGGUUCUGAACAUUACCGAGACCAUUUCAAAGAUGGUACAUACAACUGUGCUGAAUGCAAUACUCCUUUGUUUGACAGUGUGAAAAAGUAUGAACACACUUCUCCAUGGCCAGCGUUUUUCAGUUUAAUUCAUCUAGAUCUUGUCAGCAGACAUCAAGAAUCUCCUUCUGCAAUCAAAAUUUCCUGUGCAAAAUGUGGCAACAGUCUUGGACAUGAAUUCUUGAAUGAUGGACCUCAGCUUGGUAAAAAUCGAUACUGAAUAUUUAGUAGUGCCCUAAAAUUUGUUCCUAGAAAGUCUUAGGGCACUAAUUUAUGCAAGGAAGCGAGAUUGAACUUCAAAUAUAUUUUGAGUAUUCUGAAAUUGAGUUGCUUACAAUUCUUUAACCUCUUCUUUUUUCUUCUCUAUUUGUUCUUGUAACAACUUAUUAAAAGAGUAAUUUAUACAAUCCUAUUAAUUUAUACAUAAAGCAUAGUCAACUGUUCACUAAUUAUUCAUAAAUUUAUGUUAGUUUUUCAUUUUGGAACAAACUUGAAAAUUUAGCAUUGUCAUUAGGAUAGAAUUAUAGCACUGCUAUGGAGCUGUUAUCUUUGUAUUUUUUUUAGAACGAAUGAGAAAGUGUCUCCCAGAGUAAUGACCAUACUUAUCAUACUAGUUAUUAAUUUAAUUAUUAUGUAAUGUCAUUUUAAAAAUUCUAAAUGAAGAAAAUAACCCAAAUGUAUUGAUUUUGUGUACAAAUUAAAUUAGUUGGGCCAGAAUUUGUAACUUAUUAACACUAUAUUUAAUUUAAUCAUUCAAAAUGCUAUAUCCCUAAACAGAGGAUGAACUUCCAAGAUUUCUUGCAGAGAUUGCUGUAGUUGAAAUUAUGUUUUAAAGAACUGAGACUUGUUUUUAUUUUAAUCCACUUUUAUGUGUAUGUUUACAUGGGUUUAUCAAGGUUUUAUUGUUGUUAGAAAUAUAUAUAAUGUGUGUCUUUCAGAGUCCUAUAAUACAAAAUGACAGCUUUAUGUUUCAUAACAGAAAAUCUAAAAUUUGAAAAGCAGCAUAAAAUAUAUCUUCUACAUAUCCUAUUAUACAUGGCCUAUCUGUGUUGUUCUUCCUUACUCUUAGUACAGAAAACUGAUGAUGUUUUAUUCUUCAACUUCAUAUCAUCUAAACAGGUGUCAUUGAAUAGUGACUGACCGGUGUGUCUCUGUUCUUAUUAAUUUUUGUUUCUCAUCUAAUAUCUCACAAUAGUAUUUGGUUGAUGUUAACUAUGUCCAAAUAACUGGCUUCUUACAUACUACUGUUUUAAAUGUAAAGUUAACAAUUAUUGCUCUCCUAAAUGACCAGGUAAUCUUCUGAUUGAAGGCUAUCUUAUUUUUCACUUUAGUCUUUUCCUUAUGUGAUUCUUUGAUUCAUUAAAGCAUACAGUUCCAUGGAAUUUUCAUUAGUUAGUAAAAUUCCGGCCAAAGGGAGCUUUAUUUUCACUUUUCAAAAUAUGAUUUAAUGCUAACUUUAUAUAUUCUCUGACAUACCUUUGUGUUAAAUAAGCAAUGUUGUGUAUGCAUUAAAAUACUCAUAACUAUGUUUUAAGACAUCAAAUCAGUAAGUUAGUAGUAUCACAUCAUCCUUUGUACUAUACACACACAUACAUGUGUGUAUAUAUAUAUAUAUAUAUAUAUAUAUAUAUCUUCAAUUAUACAUUAAUUUCUCUUAUUGUUAUUGAAGGUAACUUAACUCGUUUAUAUGUAACUUAAAUUUCUAUUAAAAAUGUUGAUGUUGAUCUGUAGGUAAAUUAUUUAUAUAAGUGAUCUUUUAACUGAAUAGAUGACAAGUUGUUUCAGUAUCUUUUGUAUUUCAAGGAUAUUAUAAUUAUAUAGAAUUGUUUAUAUUUAAUUACUUUUCUUGAGGAAGAUGUUAGUAUUCCUGUAUUGCUGUCUCAAUAGCUAUAACUAUGGUUUAGAUUAUUCUUACUGCACAAUCUACAAUAGCAUUUUUAUUUUCAUUACUUUUUUUUUUCUAGAAGAGACUUUAAUCAGAAACCAAAAUAUGAUUUUAUCUAUCUCCUUUCAAAAUAUUCAUUUUGAAGUUUACUCUUUGUAUAUUUCUGCUAGAACUCAUGAAAUUAUGAGGCCAGAGCCAUAUUUGGAAAGCCUCAUUUUAGAAGUAUCAGUCUAACAUCAAAAAUACAAAGAGUUAACAACAAAAAGAGUAUCAGAAUCACUUAUCUUUGCCUCUCAAAAUGAUAAGUAAAAUUUCAACUAUACAGAAUAAAACAUUCUCCUUAAUUUCUCGGUGAAAGCUUUCUGUAACUGGUUUUGUUUGAAAUCUCCAUUUUCAAACCUACUUUCACUUUCUUUUUCUCUUUAUCCUUUAUGUAUUUUUAUUUUAAGUCAGAGCAUAUCUACUUCAGAUGUUUUCUAUCAAAUAUUUUUAUAAUUCAAAUUUCUAUAAAAAAAAAUUUUUUUAAUAAACACAGUAAAAUAUCAAAGUUUUUAUUUCCUAAACUUGGUGCCUCAAUAAACUUUCACAUUUUAUCUUAUGUUUUUUUGUUUUAUUCAAUUAAAAAAAUAUUUUUUAAACAAAUAGUUUUGAUUUUUUUAUUGGAAUUUAAUGGUUACUAAAAAUUAUUAAAAUUUUACUCUUAUAAUUUUUCUGUUUUCACAUUUAAAAUAUUGAAAUUUCUUCAAAUAAAUUCUUAUUUGUUAUUA